This is a messenger RNA of Blepharisma stoltei, 621 nucleotides long. The record is from the annotation of a GenBank genome assembly. NCBI's taxonomy places the organism in Eukaryota, Ciliophora, Heterotrichea, Heterotrichida, Blepharismidae.
AUGUCAGGCCAGUUCAGUCUUGAAAAACUAUUCGAACAUCUCGAAGGCGCAGGAGCAAACCUUGACGAUAUUAAUUACCUUGAUUUUGCUGAUCUGAUGAUUGAUUUUACCCACACUUUUUCAUUCAUUGGAAAAGUAGUAUCACUCGCCUUUUCUGACAUCGCUACUAAGGCUAAAUAUUUGAAAAAGAAUUUCAAAAGUACAAGCUUCACAGGAUUACAAAGCAUGAUCUUAGAUGAAAUUAAAUGCGGAACUGUCAGAAAGGAAGGAAAGCGUCCAUCAACUGCGAUCACUGUGCUAAAGCUGAUGUGGUUUUCAGAUUUUUUAAGGCAGAUUGUGUUACAUUUAACAACCCAGCUCCAUUGGAAACUCUCGAAAUGCGUGAAAGUUGCUUAUAAAGAGACGCUAUCAAAACAUCAUCCUUGGACAUUCAGACUUGCAGCAAAAAUUGGAAUUAAGAUUUUACCUAGCAGGCAGGAGUAUAUGAAUAAACUUUUUGGGAAUAUUCCUGUCGAAAAACAAUUGGAAUUGUUUAGGCAUUUGCUUGAGCUUUCAGAUCCACUGAGAGACACUCUUUGGGGAUUUUAUAACGAAAAUAACCUGGCAAAUAUUGUUAAAUAA